CAUGUCAUCCGUGUGUGGAACACAUCGAUUUUUCAAUCCGUCGAGACUAACCCAAUGUCGACAUUCAUAUCAUAUUAGAACGUCGUCAUAGUUAAAGUGGCUAAAAUUAAAUAGGGUUCGUACUGCAUCACUUAAUCGAUUUCCAUCAUGUCGUCGCUUUCCACGACGUCAAAGGAAGCGCCACCGGAAGGAUCUUCGUUGUCCGACUCGGACUCUGGCUCCACUUUCCACGAGCCGGCAGGUGGAAGCGGACGGUACACGACCAAUGCAUUGCAUGGUUGCACUGGUUCGUUGUCAAACACUUCUUCGAUGCGAACCGAUGGAAUCAAGGCAGGUCGGUGUGGUUUGAAUUGCGCGGCAUGGCUGCCCACGACUUCAAGGGUUGCAUGUACCUUUGGUGCAUCGCCGCCAUGUCGUGCGUACUGUACAACUUGCGAAUCGUUCCAUUGCGUAGGCUGCUGAAUGGAUUGAUCUUCUUCGUCGUCGUCACCCAACAUGUCCACAUCCAUGGACAAGUCCAUGUCAUCCGACUCCGGUGAGCUCACAUCAGCAGCAUCAUACCACGUCAUGGGUGUUGUCGCUGGCGUGGUUUGCUGGUGCAUGAACCCAAUGUGAUUUUCCAACGACGCCUUAAACUUCUUGUGAGGUUGCGGACACGAUGUUGGACUGUACGAGUUGAAUGCCGUGGGGUGCAUGAAGGAGUCGGUGAGCUCGAAGUCGUCGUCUUCACGCCGUCGGCGCAGGUGGCGCGAGGAGGGAGCUGCUCCAGCAUACAUCAUCAUAUUGGUCUUCUUCGAUGCUACGCGAAUGAGAAAGUGGGCGACAUAAUCUUG
Messenger RNA from Aphanomyces astaci, 833 nucleotides. RefSeq lists its product as hypothetical. The record is from RefSeq and is a predicted model, not a curated record. Bases 148 to 462 code for a protein of 104 amino acids. Lineage: Eukaryota; Oomycota; Saprolegniomycetes; Saprolegniales; Verrucalvaceae. The transcript has a single exon.